AAGGCGGGUUGCCACACGCGCACUUUUUGGGCACGACGUGGCACGAGGUGAGUGCGCACCCAAUUCGCGCCAACUCGUGCCCAACAGCGCGGCAGCUCGUGCAGACCUCUUGCCACCAAGUCGGGGAAGUCGAGGCAGGUGGCACGACGUCGCGUUAAAAUUAAAACAGUUUCAUUUUUUUUCCCGACGUGGUACGAAGUGGCGACGUCGGCCCCACCUCGUGCCAUCACCUCGUGACACCUCGUACCCUGUUCGAGACACCUCGCGCCUAUUGGCACGACGUCGCGCCUGGCGCGCAGUGGUGCGAGCUCGUGCUACCUGGGCGCGAGGUGUCACGAGGUGUGGUGCGGGGUGGUACGAGGUUAGUGCGAGGUGGGCGCGACGUUAGUCCGAGGUGGGCACGAAGUUAGCGCGAGGUGGUGGCGAGCUGUAUAAUUGCCUCUCACGUGACCUGAUCCAAGGGGUAUAUAAACAGCACCCGUGGGCCACAUGGUCACUUAUCUCGCAAACACAGACAGAAGAAGAACCCUCCCAUCUCCAGCCAACCUUUCCAAGAUGCCCAAGAAAGGCAAGCAGCAAGCACCACAGCAGGAGUCUUCCCCGAGUCUGCAGGAGGAAGAAACUGGUGAUGUUCCUCCUGAGGUUCCUGACGACACUGACGUUCCUGAAGUGGAAGUGGUGAAGGUACAACCUGUUGCUGGGCUCUCCAGGAAACGCACUCGGCCAUCCAAGAAAGACGUUCAGGACUACCCCUUCAACGACGACCAACUGAGGGAGAUAGCAAACUACGUCCAGUUGCAUCCAGAGCUCUACGAUAAGCGGAACGAGAAGUGGCUGAAUCCGGCGUGGAAGGAGAGCCUCUGGAAGGACCUGGCCCAAACUUUCUCGGACUGUUCUCACCAGCAGGUGAAGAAGGUGGUGGACAAGAAGAGAACAGAUUUUGGGAAAAUCGAGAAGAGGGAGAGCAAGAGUGGAUCAGCAGCCAGGCCGAGGACGCAGAGGGAGAAGAUCGUCGAGGUUUGGGGCUUCCUGGCAGGUCACAUCGCCCACGAAAGUACGCACCCUAGUGAUGACUUCGGCAGACAAGGUGACGAUCAAGAUUCCUCCAGCCAUGAGUCUGUCCUAUCGGCCCACUCAAUUGCCAGGAGGAAGAGGAAGAAGGAACGGCAGGAGGAGGAACUAUCCAGCCCACGAUCCACCAAAUCUACCCAGGAGAGCAGUGCCAUCCAAGAACUACUCCAGAGUGCACAGCUGCUAGCUACACGAAAACCACCAGUCGAGGGACCUGACGCUGACAUCCGGCAGUUUGUUGAAUUUAUGUACACUCGCCUGAAGAAGGUUUCCCCCAUGCAUCAUGGAGUACUCUUCUCCAAGAUCGCGUACAUGAUCAGCCUCAUGGAGGAACCAGUGAUGGCCAGGAGUGCUAUUAAAGACCCGAGGAGGUUGCUGGAUUCUGUGCCCAUGCCACUAGGAGUUGCGAGCCCAUCGCACCUGUGGCAGCCUCCUGCACCGCCUACUCUUGCUCCUGCUCCUCCUCCUCCUCCUCCAGUCUAUCAUCAGCCGCAGUACCAGCAGCCACAUUACUCGCAGCCCCAAUACCAACAACAACAGUACCAACAGCCUCAACAACAACAGUACCAACAGGCUCAACAACAAUACCAGCCUCAACAAUCAGGACAGCAACAGUUCCCUCAGCAGCCACAGCAGCAGCAGGUGCCCACCCCAAUACAGUGGGAAUCUAUACUCGGCUGUUCACCGUCCCCCGUCAAGACCCUGCAGCACACAAGUACGACCACCAAACUCCAGGGCCAGAAGACGAAAUCGCCGGCGAAAAAGGCCAUAAUGUCCCCCAUGAUCGAGACGCCGAAGGGCUACGAGGCGGAGGAUAGCGACGAGUAA
Molecule: messenger RNA, 1899 nt
Organism: Scylla paramamosain (green mud crab)
Lineage: Eukaryota; Metazoa; Arthropoda; Malacostraca; Decapoda; Portunidae
Exons: 1
Coding region: 490-1899 (469 amino acids)
Source: RefSeq, a predicted model, not a curated record